AUGAAAGAUUUGGGUGAAGCCUUCUAUGUCAUUGGCAUAGAGAUUCACAGAGACAGAAAUCAAAGAAUAUUAAAAUUGUCUCAGAAGGCUUGCAUUGAAAAGGACUUAGAGAGAUUUAGAUUGAAGAACUGUUCAACUUCUGUAACACCUAUCAUUAAAGGGGAUAAAUUCAGUAAAAAUCAGUGUGCUCAAAAUGCAUUGGAACAAGAGCAGAUGAAAAGUAUCUCAUAUGCAUCUGCAGUUGGCAACCUAUUAUAUGCACAUGUUUGUACUAGAUCUGACAUUGCAAUGGCAGUUGGAAUGCUGAGUCGAUAUCAAAGCAACCCAGGAUUGGAACAUUGGAAAGCUGAAAAGAAAGUUAUGCGGUAUUUGCAAGGAACCAAGGACUACAGUUUGACAUACAAACACACUGACCAUUUGGAGGUGGUUGGAUAUUCAGAUUUAGAUUUUGUUGGAUGUGUGGAUAGCAGAAAGUUUACUUCAGGAUAUAUCUUUCUUCUUGCUGGAGGGGCUAUAUCUUGGAGAAGUAGCAAGCAGACUAUAGUUGCCACAUCUACAAUGGAGGCAUAA
This is a messenger RNA of Corylus avellana, 570 nucleotides long. The record is from RefSeq and is a predicted model, not a curated record. Lineage: Eukaryota; Viridiplantae; Streptophyta; Magnoliopsida; Fagales; Betulaceae.